GCCGAGCAGAGCGUGGGAGCACCUGCAGGACCAGAAGAACAUUGGAACGGUGUGUGCAGCAGUGAGGAGCCUGCAGAGGUACGGCUGCUCCGGGGCCAGGAACAUGAUGCUACUCUGGGGGCUUCUGGUGCUCAGCUGGUCCUGCCUGCAAGGCCCCUGCUUGGUGCUCACCAGCGAGCAGGCCCAGGAGAAGUUGCUCCCUCUUCCCCUCCUCAAAGUAGUCAACCAGGACUGGGACAAGCUCCUGCCGUCUGCUAGCCCCAGGAAGACCUUCGACCCAGAACCUGGCGCUGACUCCCCGAAGGAAAGGGCCCCAGGGGGCUGCAAGGGGACCCCAGAGCAGACUCGAAGGCUGGCGCGGGCUUUGAUGGCCUUCACCACAGACCUGUUCUCACUGGUGGCCCAGACGUCCACCAGCCCUAAUCUCGUCUUGUCGCCCUUGAGUGUGGCCCUGGCACUGUCUCAAGUGGCACUAGGUGCUCGGAACCACACAUUGCAAAGGUUGCAGCAGGUACUGCACACAGACUCUGGGCCCUGCCUCCCCCACCUGCUGAGCCGCCUCUGCCAGGACCUGGGCCCUGGGGCCUUCCGAUUGGCUGCCAGGAUAUACCUGCAGAAAGGGUUUCCCAUCAAAGAGGACUUCCUGGAAGAGUCGGAGCGGCUCUUUGGCGCAAAGCCCAUGACCCUGGUGGGAAAGCAGGAGGAUGACCUGAUGCACAUCAACCAGUGGGUGAAGGAGGCCACGGAGGGGAAGAUUGAGAACUUCCUCUCAGAGAUGCCUGCAAACACUGUGCUGCUGAUCCUCAACGCCAUCCACUUCCAGGGCCUGUGGAAGAGCAAGUUUGACCCGAGCCUCACGCAGAAAGCUGCCUUCCACCUGGACGAACAGUUCACAGUACCCGUGGACAUGAUGCGAGCCCACAAGUACCCACUGCGCUGGUUCCUGCGGGAGCAGCCCGAGAUGCAGGUGGCUCACUUCCCUUUUAAGAACAACAUGAGCUUUGUGGUCAUCGUGCCUGCUCAGUUUGAAUGGAACGUCACCCAGCUGCUGACCAACCUGACCUGGGACUCGCUGAAUCAUCCCCUGAUGCAGGAGAGGCCCACCGAUGUCCAGCUGCCAAAGCUAAACCUGAAACACGAGCUGGACCUGGUGGCCACCCUCAGACAGCUGGGCCUCCAGGAGCUGUUCCAGGCCCCAGACCUGCGUGGGAUCUCCGAGCAGAAUCUGGUGGUGACCAGCGUGCAGCAUCAGUCCACCCUGGAGCUCAGCGAGGCCGGUGUGGAAGCCACGGCGGCCACCGGCAUAGCCAUGUCCCGCAUGUCCCUCUCCUUUCGCUUGAACCGCCCCUUUCUCUUCUUCCUCUUCGAGGACACCACCGGCCUGCCCCUCUUUGUGGGCAGCGUGAAGAACCCCAGCCCAGGUGCGGAGCCGGAGCACAAGGAACAGCAGGACUCCCCUGACAGCAGGGACCCUUUCCUGCUCUUCCAGGACCUGAAAGCCUUCCUCCGAGGGGACAAGCCCUAUGGUCCUGACUUGAAACUGGAGGCGCCCCCCUCUGAGGAAGAUCACCCCCAACCGAGCAGCCCCAAGUGAGGAGCAGCCCCUGCCUGGACANGCCCCUCAACUCACGUGACUUUUCCCAGCCAGCUUCGUGGGGUGGGAGGGGAGAGGACCCUUCUUUCCUCUCUCCUCCUGGGGGAGGGGUGGGGCUGAGAGGCGCAGGCCUCAGGGAAUCCGGCAUCAUUUCUUUCUUCCAAAGGGUGUCAUUUGGGGGGGGGUGUAUGUGGCAAGGGUGGUCAGGAAUGUAGGUUAGGUUUUCCCCUGAGUCCCCAGUGUGGCACCUCCACGUUUGUUUACAAGACAGGAGGGACAGGAGGCCGCCUGUGAAGGUGUCCCAGGGCACCUGGCUGCAGCCGGGCAGAUGGGCCUACUCAGAGCAUGGUUCUGGAUGCCAGGCGCAAUGGGUUGGCCCAGCCCCUCCGGAGUCCUCGGAGUGGGGGAGGGGUGUCUCACAAACCUGGCUCAAGCAUGGGCAUGCUAUGCCUCUGACCACUGGCUCCCUGUGGUCCUAGGGGUGCCAGUCCCUCCAAGCCCCCUCUUCCUUGCCCUCUCUGCCUUCCUCCACUGCCUCGGAGCUCAAGGGCCAGGCAGGAAUGGCCCUCAUGCGCUGCGGAAGCCUCUUUUGUAGUUUUUGUAGUGAUUUUUACACCAACUGAAUAAAGAAUGAACUGGCA
This is a messenger RNA of Echinops telfairi (small Madagascar hedgehog), 2235 nucleotides long. RefSeq names its product serpin family F member 2 (gene SERPINF2). The transcript has 10 exons. The record is from RefSeq and is a predicted model, not a curated record. NCBI's taxonomy places the organism in Eukaryota, Metazoa, Chordata, Mammalia, Afrosoricida, Tenrecidae. The coding region runs from base 104 to 1594 and encodes 496 amino acids. Gene Ontology annotation, molecular function: serine-type endopeptidase inhibitor activity. Gene Ontology annotation, biological process: negative regulation of endopeptidase activity; negative regulation of fibrinolysis.